Candidozyma haemuli is the source of this 687-nucleotide messenger RNA. RefSeq names its product mitochondrial 54S ribosomal protein mL57. NCBI's taxonomy places the organism in Eukaryota, Fungi, Ascomycota, Pichiomycetes, Serinales, Metschnikowiaceae. Gene Ontology annotation, cellular component: mitochondrial large ribosomal subunit. Gene Ontology annotation, biological process: RNA processing; mitochondrial translation. Bases 1 to 687 code for a protein of 228 amino acids. The record is from RefSeq and is a predicted model, not a curated record. Gene Ontology annotation, molecular function: ribonuclease III activity; structural constituent of ribosome. The transcript has a single exon.
AUGUUGGUGGACAAAGCCGGUCUUGUACCAUUACGAGCAGCCAGAGCACCUCGUCUGGCGCUUUUUUCCCGCUCCAUUUACUUGCAUACCGGUCCCAGAGUGGCUGGUCUUCGUCGAGACCCUAAAGAAGCGUUUAAAACACACACUGGCAUUGAAUACGGGUCCAGCGAGGCCACCAGCGCCAUUAAACAGUUUUUGGCUAACUACAGCAUUCCAGAAGAAAUGGCUCGCCAGGUUCUCACGCACAAAUCGUUUGGUAACGGUAUAAAAGUGUACAAUGAGAAGCUUGUGGUGAUGGGCCUGAAGGUGCUUAGUCUCUUUUUGGCUAAACAUGUCAUUGAGCAGCAAACAAGCAACGAAAACGCUAUCAACGGGAAGAACUUGGAUGUGUUGGGCACGCCCGUGGCCAAGGAGCUUGGAGGGAAGACGAGUUUGGGUCUUUUCGCCAAACAGCAUAACCUCAACCAGAACAUGUUCUGGAAACUGCACAACCACCACUUGACGUUUGAGUCUAGUGGAGAAAUGAAGGUCAGCGCACAUAUGAUGUAUGCUCUUGUGGGAGCUGUGGCGUACGUGCACGGUAAGAAGCUGGCAGAGGAGUUUGUGAGGGAGAAGUUCUUGAAGGGCGACAAGCUGCUUGAGGCGGUGACGGAACAGUUGAUCCAGGAGAGUCAGAACCAGAGUUAG